This is a messenger RNA of Neurospora hispaniola, 969 nucleotides long. RefSeq names its product TIP41-like family-domain-containing protein. The record is from RefSeq and is a predicted model, not a curated record. The coding region runs from base 1 to 969 and encodes 322 amino acids. Gene Ontology annotation, cellular component: cytosol. NCBI's taxonomy places the organism in Eukaryota, Fungi, Ascomycota, Sordariomycetes, Sordariales, Sordariaceae. Gene Ontology annotation, biological process: TOR signaling. The transcript is spliced from 2 exons.
AUGACGUCCGUCAAAAUCAACCACAUAUCAUCGCUCAACGAGCCGUACCCCUCUCCUUCGGCCCUCGAAGCCGCCACAACAACGCACGUUCAAGGCGCCUUCGUUAUUGCCACGCGUAAGCUGCCCAUCCUCAAAUCGGGUCCCAUCGACGCCAUGUCGGUGCGGCUAGGAAUUCCAAUUCCCGAGAUGAUCUUCGGUGAUAACCUCGUCUCGAUCACGCACCGGCCAACGGGCUGGUCGAUCGAAUUCAAUGCCGAGGACGCGCUCGAGCGCGUGGACAAAACGGGCGAAAAGAUGCUGCAGGUGGCGUACGCGGGCGAGUGGAGCUCGAGCCGCGAGAAGACGAGCGCGGGCAUUAGCGAGGUGGUCAAGCCGUUUGACUGGAGUUAUACAACGGACUAUUGUGGGACGGAGAGGCCCGGCUCGACCGGAGGGGCUGAAGGGAAAGAAACAAAGUUGCAUGGGGACGAGAACACACCGGAUAUACCCAUUGAGCUCCUGAAGCGGCGAGACCCGAUCCUCUUCGCGGACGAGGUGGUCCUUUACGAAAGCGAGCUAGAUGACAACGGGUGCAGUAUCGUCAGCGUGAAGCUGCGGGUGAUGGAGCACCGCAUGUUGCUGCUGUGCCGGAUGUUCAUGCGGUUGGAUAACGUGCUGGUGCGGGUGCGGGAUACGAGGGUGUAUGUGGAUUUUGAUAAGGAGGAGGUAAUUAGAGAGUAUACGGAGAGGGAGGAUAAGUUUGAGAAUGUGAAGACGAAACUCUUCAUGCAAGGCCUCAAACUGGAUCAGGUUACCAUCGCACUUCGUGAUGCCAACCAGGUAGCGCCUCUGCUGCCGCUCAUCAAGCAGGGAGUUGAGAGCGUUAUCCUAGGUCCGGGUGUGGCUACAAAGACGACGACAACAACACGGUUCCCAGGGCAAACGCAAUCGACACCACAGACUCAGUUUGUCCGUCCGCCGCCGAGAUAG